GGCAGCUUGCGGGCUGGCGCCGUGACUGUCCGCGCUGCCGGAACGACCCAGCGGCCUGCGCGGGCGGAAGAGACCACGAGGCGCGGGCCGGCGCUCAGAAACAGCCAGAAGUAAGGAAGGAGAGAGAUACCUGCAGCCCUGCUUCACCACUCGCAAAACUUUUCCCCCAGCAGGUGGGGAGCGGGGGCUCGAACCUGGGUCCUUGUGCACUACAAUGGCACUUUAAGGAAAAUGGCCCUAUCAGCGCGACAGAUACCCAGAUGGUUUGACUCAAUUAAAUCGAGUAACUUCAUUAAUAUUAUGCAGCUUAGAAAACGUCUGCCGAGACCCAGAAAAACAGUGUUGUGUGGCCUUUCUGCUCAGCCUCAGGUGUCCUCUGACAAUUGUUUUCUCCAGUGGGGAUUUAAAACUUACAGCACUUCCUCCUUGUGGAAUAGUUCCCAGUCUCCCACCUGUACUCGGCAGGAGAAUAAUUCUGCCCAGAGCACUCUGCUUCCUUCUGUGAUUGAACAGUCAGAGAAGACACAACAGAUACCCAGCUUUGACUCUGAACUGUCUCUGGAAGAAUUGGACGAUUUGCCUCCAUUGUCUCCGUUGCAGCCAGUAUCUGAGGAAGAGGCUAUUCGAAUUAUUGCAAACCCGCCAUUGCCCCCCGUUUCAUCCACACUGCGAGUUUAUGUGGACCAUUCUGAGACUCUGCAGAAGUUAGUGCUUCUAGGAGUGGAUUUAUCCAAGAUAGAAAAACAUCCAGAUGCAGCCAACCUCCUCCUGAGACUGGAUUUUGAAAAACACAUUAAACACAUACUCCUAUUCCUUAAAGAUUUGGGGAUAGAGGAUAACCAACUGGGAGCAUUCCUAACCAAAAAUUAUGCUAUUUUUUCUGAAGACCUUGAAAAUCUUCAGACCAGAGUGGCUUAUCUACAGUCAAAAAAUUUCAGUAAAGCAGAUAUUACACAGAUGGUCACAAAAGCACCAUUCCUGCUAAGUUUUUCAGUGGAGAGGCUGGAUAACAGACUGGGAUUUUUCCAAAAAGAACUUGAACUUAGUGUGAAGAAGACUAGAGAUCUGGUAGUCCGUCUCCCAAGGCUGCUAACUGGAAGUCUGGAACCUGUGAAAGAAAAUAUGAAGGUUUACCGACUAGAACUUGGUUUUAAAAGGAAUGAAAUUCAACAUAUGAUAACCAGAUUACCAAAGAUGUUAACUGCAAAUAAAAGGAAGCUUACUGAGACUUUCGACUUUGUGCACAAUGUGAUGAGUGUUCCCCACCACCUCAUCGUCAAGUUCCCACAGGUAUUUAACACAAGGUUGUUUAAAGUAAAAGAAAGACAUUUGUUUCUUCACUAUUUAGGCAGAGCACAGUAUGAUCCAGCAAAACCUAACUACAUCUCUUUGGACAAACUGGUAUCUGUGCCUGAUGAAAAAUUUUGUGAAGAGAUUGCCAAAGCCUCAGUUUGGGACUUUGAAAAAUUUUUAAAAACUCUUUAGUUUUGAUCAAUGUUAAAAUGUAAUGUCAAUGUAAAUAUCAAUAAAUUAAUACAUUUUAAACAAAAUUA
This is a messenger RNA of Erinaceus europaeus (western European hedgehog), 1553 nucleotides long. It is a transcript of the gene MTERF3, whose product is annotated as mitochondrial transcription termination factor 3. The record is from RefSeq and is a predicted model, not a curated record. Gene Ontology annotation, biological process: regulation of DNA-templated transcription; mitochondrial ribosome assembly. Gene Ontology annotation, molecular function: double-stranded DNA binding. NCBI's taxonomy places the organism in Eukaryota, Metazoa, Chordata, Mammalia, Eulipotyphla, Erinaceidae. Gene Ontology annotation, cellular component: mitochondrion. The coding region runs from base 232 to 1485 and encodes 417 amino acids. The transcript has 9 exons.